Messenger RNA from Botrytis deweyae, 942 nucleotides. RefSeq lists its product as uncharacterized. Bases 1 to 942 code for a protein of 313 amino acids. The record is from RefSeq and is a predicted model, not a curated record. NCBI's taxonomy places the organism in Eukaryota, Fungi, Ascomycota, Leotiomycetes, Helotiales, Sclerotiniaceae. The transcript is spliced from 4 exons.
AUGGCUAUCCUGAAAUCUGUUCCUGGUAUUGAAGUCAGUAUCUGUGUUGACAAUGAACCGCUAAUCGAACACACCGAUCGGAGCGCGAAGGCCGAGCGGAGUACCGUCUUGAAAUACGUCGAGGUGGUGCCAGAUAAGGAUCCGUACAUUGUUCUGAACAUAAUGGUUGAUGGUGUAGACAUCAGAACCCUUCCUUUCGGCCGCCAGGAGUUCGAGCAAGACUGCCAGGCAUCUUCAUCACACGUUCACGAGUGUAUUGGGUCUCAUCGCAUCGAAGAUGAACAGGAGGUAGUUAGCCCUUUCAAAUUCUCCAAGUUCGAGGAAUUGAGAGAUGAAAUUGAGAAUGAUGUAUCGCACCUCGAAAAGACGGGUGAAGUAAAAGUCGGCCUUUAUCGAGCAAAGUCUGUCAAGAAGCUAUCUGCAACCCAAGCGCGCAAGUAUUGCCCGACCUUUUGGAAGCAGCCCGAGUUGAACAAUCACUUGAUGAAAGACGUUCAUUGGGACGCGAUCAGUGGACGUUUGGAAAGCCAGUCUCACAUGGCCACCCUGGGACCUGCUAAGCCCGCCGGUGAAGAUCCAUGGAUUAGGAAUGUGUACGACAUCAAAUAUAUGGAUUUCGAUCGAUCUAGGUCCGUUAAACCCCAGGGAGUCUUCAAGUUGAGGUAUCGUUCUAAAGGUGCAGUUUUCCUCUAUGACUCUUCCACAAAUGUUCUAGAACUCAUUGGCUCAUCAUAUCUCGUAGAAUCUCUUAAGGCCCUUCUUGUUAUCCGCUGGGAUGACGCAGCGAUCACGAGGGAGCCUAUAAUCAAGAUCGAAAGUGACGACGAAGGCGUGGUCGAAGAUGUGGCCGAAUCUAUUGUCAAGCGAGAACGCGACGAAGAUUUUGUCGAAUCAUCCAUGCCUGCUGCCAAAAGAGCUCGACCGAGAAGAAAUAAACAGUAG